CGAAGGAUUUCAUUCGCGCUACUUGACAUUACAACGUUAAUCUGAUUCCGUGAGUUACGUAGAACGAUGUGUUCUUCCCUUCCCUUUGCAGUUCUAACCCAUAAACAACAAGUUUGCAGCCUUUAUAAAAGGGCUUUGCGCAAUCUAGAAGCGUGGUACGAUCGAAGGCAUAUCUAUCGAUACCAAGCUGUACUUCUGAGAAAACGAUUUGAUGAUUCGCGCUGCAUUAAAGACUUGCGGAAAGCUCAAGAUUUACUUAAAUGUGGUGAACGAGAACUUUUUGAGAAACGGCAUUAUCAACCGAAGAAGUUUCAGUACAGUCCCGGUGGUGCGGCAUUUGAACGAGAAGUUAUACCGCCAGAUUGGGUUCUUGACUUUUGGCAUCCCCUAGAGAAAUCUCAGUAUCCUGAGUAUUUCGAUAGAAGAGAGCAGCGAAAGAAGGAGUAUACCGAAGUGUGGAAGAAAAGAUAUCAAGAUACCGAAAAUGAAAGCGGUGGGUCAUAAGAUGAAUCUUUAAGUUGUAGGGCGGGAAAAUUUUUAACGAUUCUUUAAUUUUGAAUAAAGAUGUGAAUAUUUGUAAAAUAGA
Hermetia illucens (black soldier fly) is the source of this 586-nucleotide messenger RNA. RefSeq names its product NADH dehydrogenase [ubiquinone] 1 beta subcomplex subunit 9-like. Bases 67 to 504 code for a protein of 145 amino acids. NCBI's taxonomy places the organism in Eukaryota, Metazoa, Arthropoda, Insecta, Diptera, Stratiomyidae. The record is from RefSeq and is a predicted model, not a curated record. The transcript has a single exon. Gene Ontology annotation, biological process: mitochondrial electron transport, NADH to ubiquinone.